AUGAAGGCGAAUGCACGAGGAGGGCAGGCGCUCCGUAGUGCCGCGCGGUCCAAGGCCGACAAGCCGCUCAGGCCCAAGUUCGAUGUGCUGACCUCCCACAAAUCCGUGUUUGAGUACACCCUCGGCUGCACCCUCGGUCUCGCGGGCGGCUACAUCAUCUGGGGCCAAGAGCUCAAGAAGAAGGCCGACGCCAUAAGGGAGCUCAAGGAGGCCCUGAAGCCCGAGAUCGUCGAAGUCGACCCGCUGCAGAGGCUCGACCAGUCCCACUCCGACAGCCAAGUGUACACGGUGGUGCUGACGGGCGGUCCCUGCGGCGGCAAGUCCACCGCGCUGGCCACGCUUACCAAGCACCUGCGCGCGCAGGGCUACGAGGUCUACUCCGUGCCCGAGAUUCCCACCCUCGUAUUCACCGCCGGUGUCCCCACCAUUUCGUCGAUGAACGAGGAGCAACUGCUGGCCUUCGAGAAGCAGAUCUUGACCACGCAGAUCCAGCUCGAAGAGUCCAUGAAGAAGAUUGCUUCGGCCAUGGACAAGCCCACCGUCAUUCUCCUCGACAGGGCCGCUUUGGACAUUUCGGCGUACCUGCCAUACAGCUUCUGGAAGAAGCUACUGCAGGACUUGGACAUCACCGAGAAGCAGCUCAGAGAGAGAUACACCGCCGUCGUGCACCUGGUGACGGCGGCCAACGGAGCGGAGUCGUACUACACCACGGCCAACAACGCCGCUCGAACUGAGGGAAUUGAGCAGGCCAGGGAACUGGACGAUAAGGUGAAGCACGCGUGGAUCGCGCACACGCGCACCUUCGUGGCGGACAAUACCACCGACUUCCCGGGCAAGAUGCAGAGGGUGUGCUCCUUCCUCGACGACGUUCUCACCAGCCAGCACAAGGCCGCCCCCACCAAGGAGACGCCUGAGGUAAAAUAA
Molecule: messenger RNA, 924 nt
Organism: Acanthamoeba castellanii str. Neff
Lineage: Eukaryota; Discosea; Longamoebia; Acanthamoebidae
Exons: 8
Coding region: 1-924 (307 amino acids)
Molecular function (GO): GTP binding; phosphatidic acid binding; phosphatidylinositol binding
Source: RefSeq, a predicted model, not a curated record